CCCCCGUCACCAGGCGAUGCUGCGGCCAAGAUGGCGCCGGGCGUCGAGUGAGCGCGAGUGGGGAUAGCGGCUCCGCUCCCGGCGCUCUCCCCACCUCGGGCAGGGGCGGGCGCAGGGAUGAGCCGCGUUCCCGGUCCCGGCUGGUCGUCGUGAGGGGCGCGGGCAGGCAGACACCAUGGCGGGGAUUAUCAAGAAGCAGAUCCUGAAGCAUCUCUCCAGCGAUCCCAGCUGGCUCUGGUGGAGAUUGGUUUGCUGUGAAUAUCCUUACUACCAAAAUGAGUACCAGAAGCUUCUCAGAAGCCGUGGCAACUGACCACUUGCUUUCACCAGGAAUAGGGGCCUUAUGUCUGAAUACCUUGCCCUCAGGUUCACCAAAAAUCUGUCACCUGACAAGAUCAACCUGAGCACGUUAAAGGGGGAAGGUCAGCUGACCAAUUUAGAGUUGGAUCAAGAGGUGCUCCAGAACAUGCUGGAUCUUCCAACAUGGCUGGCUAUAAACAAGGUGUUUUGUAAUAAAGCAUCAAUUAGGUGUUUUUUCUUGCAGAUACCAUGGACAAAAUUGAAAACACAUCCCAUCUCUUUGUCCUUGGAUAAAGUUGUAAUGGAAAUGAGCACAUGUGAAGAGCCACGUGCCCCUAAUGGACCCUCUCCUAUAGCAACUGCAUCUGGGCAGAGUGAAUAUGGCUUUGCUGAAAAAGUGGUAGAAGGCAUUUCAGUUUCUGUGAACUCCAUUAUAAUAAGGAUUGGUGCAAAAGCCUUUAAUGCUUCAUUUGAACUUUCCCAGCUGAGAAUAUAUAGUGUAAAUGCAAACUGGGAACAUGCUGACCUCAGAUUUACCAGAAUACAAGAAGCUCAGCGAGGAGAGGUCUUGACUUUUAAAGAAAUCAACUGGCAGAUGAUCAGAAUAGAAGCUGAUGCAAUCCAGAGUUCUAAGCAUGAAAUAAUGAGUGCUCCAGUUCGACUGAUUACUAACCAAUCAAAAAUUAGGGUCACGCUUAAAAGAAGGUUAAAAGACUGUAAUGUUGUGGCAUCCAAACUGGUUAUGAUUCUGGAUGAUUUGCUGUGGGUUUUGACUGAUUCCCAACUGAAAGCCAUGGUGCAGUAUGCCAAAUCUCUUAGUGAAGCCAUAGAGAAAUCAGCAGAACAGAGGAAAAGCUUGGCUUCUGAAACAGCCCAGAGCUCUGCCCCUGCACCCAGCUCCCAGCAGGUGAAAGCGCACCAGACAACAGCAGCACCUGAUCAAAACGAUGCAAUAGUAAAAUUGUUUAAUGAUUUUGAUGUUAAGGAAACUUCUUAUCACUUAGUAAUUUCCCACUUGGACCUACAUAUAUGUGAUGAUAUCCAUUCUAAAGAAAAAGACCCAAACAGACGUGUUACAGGAGGGGCCAUGCAGCUUUCCUUCAGCUAUUUAACAGUGGACUAUUAUCCAUUUCACAAAGCAGGAGACAGCUGUGAUCACUGGAUGCAUUAUAGUGAUGCCACUAAAACCAGAAGUGGAUGGGCCAAAGAAUUAUUAAAUGAAUUCAAAAGCAAUGUUGAAUUGCUUAAGCAGGCUGUGAAGGAUCAGGUCAUAGAUUCUCCUCCCAAAUCACCACCUGCUGUAUCUCCUCAGAACCUACAAACAGGCAAGGAACAGAUACCGAAACUAACAUCUAGGGCUUCCUCUGUAUCUUCCCAACAACCAAAGGGCAAACUGAUGUCUAGUCCUAUUGUGGUUAGGCUUGCAGACUUCAAUAUAUAUCAGGUUUCAACAGCAGACCAGUGUCGUUCUUCCCCUAAAGCUCUGAUCUCUUGCAAUAAAAAGUCACUUUAUCUUCCACCAGAAAUGCCAGCUAUUCAUAUUGAAUUCACUGAAUAUUACUACCCAGAUGGAAAGGACUUUCCUAUUCCAUGUCCAAAUUUGUACGGCCAGCUGAAUGCUUUACAGUUCACUCUGGAUCAGAGAAGUAUUCUUUGGCUAAACCAGUUUGUGUUGGAUUUGAAACAGAGUCUUAUUCAGUUCAUGGCCAUGUACAAGUUAAAUGACAAUUCAAAAUCAGAUGAACAUGUUGAUGUGAGAGUGGAUGGACUAAUGUUAAAGAUCAUCAUCCCAUUUGAAAACAAACCUGAAAUUCAUAAAGAUCAACCUCGUGCACUUUCCAUUCAAAGUUCAGAGAUGAUUGCUACGAAUACCAGAUGCUCACCAAACUGUAGACACUCUGAUCUAGAAGCUUUGUUUCAGAACUUCAAGGACUCUGAAUUUUUCAGUAGAAAUUUCACCACUUUUCCUAAGUCCCCCAAAAAUUUUAAUCUUUUACAUCCAAUCUUCCAGAGACAUGCUCAUGAACAAGAUACCAAAAUGCAUGAUGUUUAUAAAGGUUAUAUCAUUCCAGAAUUGAAUAAAUAUGCAUUAAAGACAUCUGCAGCUACUGAUGUUUGGGCCAUGCAUUUUUCCCAGUUUUGGAUAGAUUACGAAGGAACGAAAAGUGGGAAAGGCCGGCCAAUAAGCUUUGUGGACUCUUUUCCGCUUUCGCUUUGGAUUUGUCAGCCAAUAAGAUUUGCAAAGUCACAAAAAGAGCUUGUAUCCCGUAAUCAGACAGCCAUGAACAUUCCAAAAAGUGAAUCUAGUGAUCUCUCUAAUAGAUUGCAACGUAAAAAACUUCUAAAGGAGUAUUACAGCAGUGAGACGGAGCCCUCGACCAAUGGCAUUCAAAUGUCUGAGACUUCAGGAGUGCUUUCUGAAAGCUCUUUCUCUGAUGCAGAUGUACAUGUUCUUGUCCAUGUUCAAAAACAUGUAAGCGUGCAGCUCAAUCACUACCAGUAUCUUUUUUUGCUGUUUCUCCACGAAUCUCUUGUAUUGCUCCUGGAAAACUUAAGGAAGGAUGUAGAGGCAGUGACAGGAAAACCUGCAAAGCAAACAGAUGUCUGCAUUGGGAUUCUACUGAAAACUGCAGAAGUAGCCUUACUGCUCCAUCCAGUGACUCAGGGAAACCCUUGUAAAUCUCCUGUUGAGGAAGAAGGAAGUACCAUGGCAUCAGAACUCUCCCCUGUGGGAAAUGGGGAAACUCUUACUUCAGAGAGUAAAUUAGUUGGUAGUAAGAUAGUGGAAGCCAGUAUUACUACUUUUGGUUAUGUAAAUGACUGCAAGCCUCUGAAUGCUGAAGUUAAUAAGGGAAUUUUAAUAGAUCCUCUUUUGUUUAAAUCAGACAGUAAUAUGGAUUUUCAGAAAGCAAUGUCAUUUUCCGAUGAUGCAUCAGAUAAAGGUUUGGGAGAUACGAGUGAAGGAGGAAGCAGUGGACUUUUUAGUAGAAGUGAUUCAGAAGAGGUCUGUGGACCUCUAAGUGAGAAAAGUAGUUUGAAUCCUAGGGAUUCGGUGUCCAUUCUAAAUAAGAGAGAAGAUUCUACUGAAUUUUUCAUUGAUAAAGAGGAUGACAGAAACAUAUUCUCAAAUAAGUUAAAUGAACAGGAAGGCACAACUGAAGGCUGUCCUAACCAAGUCGCUGACUUGGAAACAGAAACUGCCUUAGAAUCUGAAGAGCUUGAAAUCAACAAAGACAAAGUGGCUUCAGUUAAAAUGUUUGCAUCCCAGUCUUCUUCAAGUGCUAAGCCUAAGGAACGCUGCUCGUCCAACCUCCCCGCAUUCUCUGUCUCUUACAAAAAUAUGAAGAGAAGUCCAUCACAAGUGUCUCUGGAUACCAUCUCUAUUGAUAGUAUGAUGCUAGAGGAUCAUUUGAUAGAGAGUGAUGGAAGUGAUAGUCAAAGCUUUCUGGAGAAAGGUAUUACAGCCACAAACUAUCAAAGCCCAUCAGAAAAUGUCCACGAAAGAGGCACAGUGAUGGAAAAUUGUGAUGGUUCAUCUCCAGAUGCCAUAAGUGCUGCUUCAGAAAAUGCUCAUGAGACUAGUGAAGAAAUGAUGUCUGUUGUGGUUUUUCAAGUAUUUGGUAUUAAUGGUGAAAUUGACAUCAGAGGAGAAGACACAGAAAUAUGCUUACAGGUCAACCAAGUGAUACCAAACCAACUAGGAAAUAUUGGUGUUCGACAAUAUAUGUGCAACAGAACUGUUGGUUCUGACUGUAAAUCUGUGGCUGGACCUGUUAAUUCUUCACCUGAGAUUAGUCUGAGAUGGGAAAGCGGGCCUAGUGCUGUUGUACAUUCCCUGCUAGCUGUAAAAAAUGGGUUUCUUCAGUGUCAUGUGGAGAACUUCAGUGCUGAAUUUCUAACAUCUUCUCUUGCAAAUAUUCAGCAUUUUCUAGAAGAUGAAACUGUCGCAGAAGUGAUGCCUAUGAAGAUAAAAGUUUCUAAUGCAAGGAUUAAUUUAAAAGAUGACAGUCCACGUGAAAAUCUUAAGGCAUCUGAGCUGGUACCCAUAAAACUUCAUAUUGACAUACUCUGGAUAGAAAGAAAUGAUGAUGGCACUUUUCUCAUUAGAGACAAUCAAAAAACAAAUGAUGUGUCAAAGAGGAAGAAUUCAAGCAGCACAUUGCAGCAAGCAGUGGGAUCCGUUGAACGUAAAACACAGGACCAAGCCACGCAAACUACUUGGGAAACACCCAGACCUUCUAAAUCAAGCGGGGAUUCAUCUGACUUCCUUAAAAAUGAGCUUAUUGAAGAAAAUGAAUGUCUCAAACAGGAACUGGCCAAAGCCAAAAUGGCUCUUGCUGAGGUCCAGAUGGAAAAAGAUGCCCUGCUCCAUCGCAUGAAGAGGAUGAAUGUUGAUCAUCAGUAGGACACUGCUCUCUUGGUACAAAGCAUCAUCAUCAUAACUGCAGGUGGUGGUGGUGGCACCUAAAAUACUGUCUGCAAAUCACUUGAAAAUGUGCUUAUUUUUGUUAUUUUUUUGCUUACAGACAGUUUUGUCAUUACAAAAAAAAAAAUGUUUGUGAACCAGGUACUCUUCUGAAAUUAUCAUUAAACAUUGAAACUUUUCUCAGCCCAUUUUAAACUGAAAGGACUUUGGGAAAAUCAGUUUAUACUGUACUUUAUUAAUUUACUGAGGAAAAAAAUCAUAUCAUCUACUUUUAAUAUUAUCAAAGGAAAUGUUAUUUUUAAAAUGUUUUCUGAAAAGUGGGUGGUCCAGCAAUGAAAGAAGGUGCCUGGGUACAUAGCAGAGUCCAUGUACCACGCCUCACUAACAAGGUGUACCUCUUUUUCUAAGGUUAUGCUACUUGAUUGUUGCCAGAAGAUAUCUAUAGAAGAGGUUACAUUUGCACUAUGAUGAUACAGGCUAGAUCCUCUAGAAUAGUAUAGCUACUGAAAAUUAAAGUACCAGCCCUAAACUGGCCCUACAUUCAGUGUCAUUUGCCCCGAGAGGAUUUUAAGUAUAAUCUUCUGGUGCUAUAGAGUUUCAUAUACCUUUUCCAAAUGCACUCCUAAAAGAAAACAGUAAAUGCUGGAGAAUUUAAAUAAGAGGGCAUACUACUGGGCUUUCCUUCUGCUUGAAGGUCCACUAUAUCUGUACAGCUGAUGUAAUUUAGACAUUCACACUUUAUUUUUCCUUUCUCUGUGAAGAGGAUAUAGCCCUCACAUAGGAUCUGGCCUUUUGUCACAGGUGAGCUUUGAGCCAUUUUGCAUGCAUGUCUGAUUCCUGCACAACUCAUCAGACAUGCCCAAGGAUUUGGUUCCAUGUGUUUAAAUAAAUAAUGUCAGUGCUUGUGAGGGGGGAAAAUCCUACUGGGAUUCAUUAGUUGUAUAUUGCUCUUUUUUGAUAAAAAAGCUGUAGAGAAAUCACUUAAUUACCCACAGAAAUUGUGAGAUUACAUGAAAUGUAAUUAUACAGUUUAAAUUAUGGGUGAUUUGUACAAAUUGAACAAUAAUUUUCAGCUAAAAACUGGUACAGAUGAAUAAGUAAAAAAGCACAACACCAUAGAGACUAUAAGAGUGUGCUUCUAAACAAUUUAGGAAACAAUGUACAAAACCAUAUAUGCCUGUAAGAGAUUGUCUUUGCUGGAAGUAAAACUGACUGAAUAAUUUAACUAGUGACCUUGAAUCUGACAAAUGAAAAUCUUUUAAUUGCUACCACAAUUGUUUCUGCUCCAUGGGAUCUUGGAGGGAAGUUCUGUUUGUAGAUAAGCAAACAAAUCUCAAAAAGUAUUUAGUAUCCUGUGGUUUGACUUUGCAUACUCAGGUUGUCAAACCAGUUUUAAUUAAAUUGUUUUCAUUAAAACUUUUUGGAGGACACAUAAUUUGCGCUGCUAGAAACAGUCCUUGAAAGUGUGUAGAUUUUAACCAAGAACUCUGUGGAAGAACUGGUUCAGGCACUAUUUUAAAGCCUGCCAUAUGAAACCCUAAUUGAAACUCUUCUUAAUUCCCAUGGAAAUUUUUAUUUUAUUAUUCUGAAUUAGAUAAAAAAUAAACACACAAUGUUUCUAUUCGAGAAAUUAAAUAUUUGUAUUUGAAUAGUUAUAUAAGACAACACAGUAUUAAAUAUGAGUGGUGCAAUUUCACAUAAAUAUGAUGUCAGAUUCAGGGGAGGAAUUCUCCUUUGGUUUAACUCUGGUUGGUACUAUUAAAGUAUUUCUUUUUGGUUUAUCCUUGCCAAGAUCUAGUUGGAAUUAUUUUGAAGAAGGAAUGUAUAGAGUGCUUAGUAGCAUGUUGCUAGAAUAUUACAUUGAGAAUUAUCUAAUUUUUAAAAAGAAAUAAAUAGCAAUAUCAAA
Serinus canaria (Common canary) is the source of this 6632-nucleotide messenger RNA. RefSeq names its product bridge-like lipid transfer protein family member 3B (gene BLTP3B). The record is from RefSeq and is a predicted model, not a curated record. Bases 344 to 4705 code for a protein of 1453 amino acids. The transcript has 22 exons. Lineage: Eukaryota; Metazoa; Chordata; Aves; Passeriformes; Fringillidae.